GCCCUCCGCGACAAGCUCGCGGAGGAGCUGUCCGUGCUCGCCGACGAGAUCGCCGAGCUGGUCGCCAGCCGAAAGACGGCGGAGGAGAUCCGCGCCAAGGAGAAGGCGGAGAACGAGUUCACCGUCGCAGAGGCGCAGGCUGGUCUCGAAGCCAUCAACAUGGCCAUGGACAUCUUGGACAAGUGGUACAAGACGAACGCGAAGAACGAGGUCUCGCUCUCCCAGCAGGGCCCCGCGGAUGACGCGCCCGACGCGGGCUUCGACAACUUCGAG
Prorocentrum cordatum is the source of this 273-nucleotide messenger RNA. Lineage: Eukaryota; Dinophyceae; Prorocentrales; Prorocentraceae. The record is from the annotation of a GenBank genome assembly.